AUGGAAGAAUCGAGUUUGUUUUCAUUAGAAGAUUGUGACAAAAUCGUUCGAAAGUACCUCAAAAGUGACAAUAUCCAGACUGUUGGUUUUACCGUGCUCUCCCUCAAAAACCAAAAUUAUACACUCAAAAUCACCGUCGUUGAUGAAUCGAGAGAAAAAACUCUAAAAUUUUUCGUUAAAUCAACGCAAUGUUUACCGAAAGUCAACAAAAUCCUCUUUGAAGAUUUCAAGAAAACGCUGCCGGACUUUGAUGCAAAAAUCACCCCAAAACUCUAUUACGACAAGUCCGACUUGUUGCUUUUCGAAGACUUGACAUCGCAAGGGUUCAAGAGUCACAAAAGUGGGAGUUUUGAUUUAAAACAUCUUAGAAUUGUGGUGAAGACUUUGGCAAAAUUACAUGCAGCAAGUCUUGCUUUUGAAGAAAUAAAAUCAGCGAGACUGGAUGAAGAAAACAAAUUAAAUCGUGCGAGUCUCGAUUUGAAGAAUCCCGAGAUAAAUUUCAAAUCGAGGCGCUAUUUGCCACCAGUUUGCGACUUUCUUCAAGUAAUUUUCUUCAACACGGAUCAAGACUUCCGCCAAUAUUAUUUCGAAUCUUUAAUUUCGUUUUACCACGGUUGUUUGAAAGAACAGUUCGAACAUUAUCUUCUCAACAUUGACAAGGUGUUGCCUUUUGAAGAUUUACGUUUAGAGACUCACUAUUACUUGUCUUUGAUUAAACUGGAAGCAGCUUUGAAAAAUCCUACUCCGACGACUUUAGAAGAAUUGAGGGAAAUCCUAAAUUGUCCAAUUCUGUCCCGAGAAGAUUGCUACACAAUAAUCAGGAAUAAAAUUGGAAGUUCUGAUUACAAAUUUGAAUUUUUCCAACUAACACCGCUAGAUACAGUCAAUGGAUUUUUGGGCAAUUACCACAAACUCAAACUCAAAAUUUCUGGCGAAACAAUCAACUGUUUCAUCAAAUGUAUGCCAAAAAGUAAAGUUUCGAAAGACAUAUUGCAAGAAACUGGAUGCUUCUCCAAGGAAAUUUUCAUUUACGAAAUUCUCAUCCCCCAAAUGUUGAAGCUCGGAAUUGCAACAAUCAACGAAUGUCUCCCGACUUGUUACUUCCAACGGAGUGACGAUCUUAUGGUUUUUGACGACUUGUCUUUCAAUUAUCGCACGCUUAAAGCCCAAGUCCCCUUCGAUUUUCCUUUACUUGAACUAGCAAUAAAAAAACUUGCAAAGUUUCACGCCAGUAUGUUCGUCUUUGAGGAAAAAAUGUUGUUCCGUCUGGACGAAAAGUACGGUGAUUAUUUAGAAGAUAUAUUUUUUUGGAAAGAGAAGACACACGCUGGUGCUGUUUUGAUGCAAACUGGCCUUAGGUCAAUUACCGACAUUCUGGAUUUAUUCCCAGAGGAAAAAAGCGAGACAAACGUGAAAAAUUUUGAGAAGUGUUGGCCCAAAUUACAGGAGUUGUUUUAUACAGUUACAAAGCCUUCGAGUUGUUACCGAAAUGUGCUAAACCAUGGUGAUUUAUGGACUAACAACAUCAUGGUACGGUUUGAUGGUACGAAACCAAUCGAUUGCCAGUUUAUCGACUAUCAGUGUACCAGAUAUUGCCCACCGGCCCAUGAUUACCUUUCUGUGGUUCACCUAACCACUGACAAGGCCAACAGGAGGAAACAUGAGGAGGAAAUAAGGUCGAUUUAUUACACCGAACUGGGGAAAGUUUUGGAGGCGUACAAUUACGACGUCAGGAAAAUUCUUCCUUUUGAAGAAUUUUGCCAAACUAUUGAUUACAUCAAGCCACAAAUGGUGCUACAGACUAUGAUUUACUCCUGUUUUUGCAUAAGUACGCCGGAAGAAAUUGCUUCGUUUCUGACCAACGAGGAGACUUCAACACGGACGUUUUUCCACGAUCGGAAGGACUACUUGGCCGAAAUGUACAAAAAAUCCGAGUCUUUCAGAAUCCGACUUCGAGAGUGUGUGUUGGAUUUGUACGAGUUGUGCUCCUCCAUGGUGCCAUUGAACUGAAUUACAAUAACCUUGAUGGCAAAACGUGUGAUUAUUUUUAUCUCGGUGUUUCUCCCGACCUUGAUACCAGGCGAAAAAAAUAAAUAAAACCAAGCAAACCACUUGUAAUACCUCUAAUUACUGUUAUGAAUAAAAAUAAGUUCAAAUAA
Tribolium castaneum (red flour beetle) is the source of this 2159-nucleotide messenger RNA. RefSeq lists its product as uncharacterized. The transcript is spliced from 2 exons. The record is from RefSeq and is a predicted model, not a curated record. NCBI's taxonomy places the organism in Eukaryota, Metazoa, Arthropoda, Insecta, Coleoptera, Tenebrionidae. The coding region runs from base 1 to 2010 and encodes 669 amino acids.